Molecule: messenger RNA, 2561 nt
Organism: Megalops cyprinoides (Indo-Pacific tarpon)
Lineage: Eukaryota; Metazoa; Chordata; Actinopteri; Elopiformes; Megalopidae
Gene: auh
Product: AU RNA binding protein/enoyl-CoA hydratase
Exons: 10
Coding region: 40-1029 (329 amino acids)
Biological process (GO): fatty acid beta-oxidation
Cellular component (GO): mitochondrion
Molecular function (GO): enoyl-CoA hydratase activity
Source: RefSeq, a predicted model, not a curated record
AGUCAAAAUACAGUUGCUAACGCAAUUGUACGGCGCAGCAUGGCGAUUCUCGCGGGUUAUAGAGUUCUUGCUCAAGCUUUUCGACCCCUCUCAGCCAACCUUGAUGGAGCAUUCAGAUUGCAGGGGCACGCUAAAUCUUCGCACCUCGUCCUCCACACAAAUGAACUGCAGUAUGUCCGAUCGGGGACAUACGGAGUGAGGCGUCAUUUCAGCUCUGAUGCGAAGUCGGGGGAUGACCUGUGUGUUAGGUAUUUGGACGGAGGUGACUCAGGUAUUGUCGUUUUUGGGAUCAAUCGGCCAAAGGCCAAAAAUGCCAUUAGCAAGAACCUUGUGAAAAUGAUGUCUGAAGCUGUCGAUGCAGUCAAAGUCAAUAACAAAGUGCGCACUGUCAUCGUGUGCAGUAUGGUACCAGGAAUAUUCUGUGCAGGGGCCGACCUGAAAGAAAGAGCCAAGAUGCACCAGAGUGAAGUUGGACCUUUUGUUUCGAAAGCAAGAGCACUUAUUACUGAACUCGGUAACCUUCCCAUGCCGACGAUCGCCGCCAUCGAUGGGGCAGCCCUGGGAGGCGGGCUGGAGAUGGCCUUGGCCUGUGACAUCAGAGUGGCAGCUGCAUCUGCGAAAAUGGGACUGGUUGAAACCAAAUUAGCGAUCAUUCCUGGUGCAGGGGGAACCCAGCGCCUUCCCCGGGCCAUUGGGGUGUCCCUGGCCAAAGAGCUCAUCUUCGCUGCCCGAGUGGUUGAUGGGGCGGAGGCUCGAAACCUAGGCCUGGUCAGUCAUGCAGUGGAACAGAACCAGAGUGGAGAUGCCGCGUACAGACGAGCCCUGGAUCUCGCCCGCGAAUUUCUCCCUCAGGGGCCCAUUGCAAUUCGAAUGGCCAAGCUUGCCAUCAACCAGGGAAUUGAGGUGGAUUUAGCAACUGGUUUAGCAAUUGAAGAGGCCUGCUAUGCCCAGGUGAUACCGACAAAAGACAGAAUUGAGGGUCUUACAGCAUUCAAGGAGAAGAGACCCCCUCGCUACAAGGGAGAGUAACUUCUCUGGCCAAUCAAAACAGCUGCUGCCUUUGUUUCUUUUCACAGCUUCUCUCUGAUUUUGUAACUGAAAAAAAAAAGAUUUAAAUUUUUUAAACAUGCAGUGGGGGCAGGUUUACUGUAACUGAGUUUCAGUGAAAGUGAAAAUGCUCACGGCAAACGUGUUAGUUUAUGGGAAGUUGCUGAGGUCAAAAUUUUGGUGUGUCCAGGACCUUUCAAAGUGCUUGGACUUAGUAUUCCAACAUGAGCUAACAUCAGAUUGGGAUUCUGUGGAUGCAGGAGACCAGGUCAGAGGUCACAGGUAGGAACAUUUACGUCAGAAUGUCCCUGAUCUAUUAGAACAGAUCUGUUGCAUGGUUUGAAAGAGUUUUGAGUUUUCCCUCAUGAGUUGCCUUUACUUCUUUGCCUGUGACAUGCAGCCAUCCUGCAAUAUAUGAAUGCCAAGGGCCAGGCUUUUCCUUCAUUGUACCAGGCCAUACUACUGUUCUGAUCAAAUAUGCUUAUAUAAUCUCAGAUAAAUAUUAAUGAAUAGUCCCUCCUUUGAUUAAAGUAGGGUGAAGAUGUUUGCACAAGACUGCUCAAUAAGCUUCACAUUUACUGAAGGGAAUUACACUAAAAAUCCAUGUGCUUACUGUUUUCACUGUGUAAAGCCCCUCCCGUGCAUUUUAAAUCAGACUGCUAUCAUCUGAGCUGAAAAGGAAAGCACUUCAGACAAACUGUAUCUUUGGAAGAUGAAGACAUACAUCACAGACAAAAAAUGUAGAGUUGCAACAAUAAAGUGUUGUCCCAACCUGGUUGCCACUGUUUGUUUCAGACACUGUGAUGUAGUUGCAGUAAAAAAAGAUUUAUAUGAAUACGUCAGUAAAAUCAAACCAAACAAUCGCUACUUUGAGAAAUACGUUUUCAGAGAUACAACUUGUGUCAUUAUUAGAAAGGUCAGUACAAGGAUAGUACAGGGAAAGUGAAUGGCCUAUACACAUACAUUUAUAGAUAUAUAUUUACACUGUGUUGUUUGUGCAGUAUUAAAAGAUAAAUGGUGACAGAAGCCCCUUUCAGUGGCUGUUGGUUGUUUUGUUGGUUUCUUCUGAUUUCCUAAGAUCUAUGCUCUGAGUACCUGAAGUACACAGGAAACAGCAAUGGAGGACGAUAAUGUGACGUCCCCAGACAUUUUUUUUUAUGACGGUAAAACCAAUUUUGAGGACUUCCAUGUAAUUGAAAACAUACGGCACAUAUGUUUGAAAAUAAGAGUGUAUUCUUAAACAGAAGCACUUCAUUGAAAUAAAUGACUAAUGUUGGGCAAGCUAAGAAAAUAAUAACACCCGCAUACAUUUCAUUCAAGGUUAAGGACUAACCACUCUCUAGCUGACUGAUCCCAAAACGCUACCGAAAGCCUUGGAUGGCAGUAGUUGCCAUUACACUCUAUUUGGACAUGGUGUAUUUACUGUUCAAGGGUCAAAGGUCAUUUCAAACAAUUUCCUUUUUCUGCUGUCAAUUUACAAGCAUAAACAGGCAUUAUACAGCUGGUGUGUAAAA